GUAUCCCGGCCUCAGUUGUUGACUAGAACUCUGCCCCAUCACCUCCGUAGCUCCGUCAGUUCGCCAGUGAUUAUCGCAGUAAGCGUGUAACAGUGAUAAGCUAAUACGUUCUGACAAUGGCCAAGCUGGUGUACCUUAUCCUAGCCCUGUGCGUCGUUCAGGGUACGUUUGCGCGCGUUCGCCGUGAUGCUCCGGCUGCGCCGGCUGCCCCGGAGAAAUCCUUCUUCGACAACUUGCUGGCUGUGGGUGGACAGAUCACGGUUGCGUUUGAGGAAAGCCGCCAGAAUGUGCUGAAGUCGCUUGGCUUCCAGUCGGACGACGAGGUCGUGCAGACGAUCAAGAACAACACAGAGCAGUACGUGUCGAACCUGCGGACCGCCCAGACCACUAUCCAGGAGGAGCUGGCGAAGCACUCGGAUGUGUUCGACCCGAUCGUGAAGGAUCUCAACGCUAAGCUGUCCGAAACCGCGGCCACGCUCUCCCAGCAGAACCCGGAGGUGGCACAGAAGGCCAAGGAGUACCAGGAGCAGGUGCAGACCAACCUGCAGUCGCUGUUUGCCGAGGCACAGAAGACGGUCGAGAAACUGAAGGAAGACUCGCGUGCCCCGACCGAGAAGCUGCAGCAGGCACUGAAGCAGAUCUACGAUUCGACCCUCGAAACUCUUAACAGCACGGGAGAAAAGGUGAAGCAGCAAGCCGCUAACUGAUCGGGAUGCGGGCUACCGGGCGUGUGUUUGUGUGUUUUUUUAAAUAAAGUUCAACAUUUGUACUAAAAGGAAAAA
Molecule: messenger RNA, 782 nt
Organism: Anopheles aquasalis
Lineage: Eukaryota; Metazoa; Arthropoda; Insecta; Diptera; Culicidae
Product: apolipophorin-3-like
Biological process (GO): lipid transport
Cellular component (GO): extracellular region
Molecular function (GO): lipid binding
Source: RefSeq, a predicted model, not a curated record